CACCGUAUGUUAAGUGAUAUUGAUUGGACUUCAUUGAAUGAAAAGGGGAAAAGAAUAUCCGCCGGAGUUGUUGCGUUAUUUAAUUGGUUCCUUUGUUUAAAUUCAAAAUAAAAACCAGUAAUUAUGGCAGGGAGAUCAGAGGUUCAGUGGGUGUUAAUAGAUACAUUUUUAAUAUGUUUAUUUAAAUUAAGAACUCAUUGGCUUUUGGCGGUUGAGUGUUAUAAGCAAAAAUAUAAUUCAUAUUAUCUGUCUACUUUAAGGUUUUGGUGCCUUUAUCAUGUUAUACUCACAUGAUAUUCUUCAGAAACGAGGAAAAUUUGGAAUCAUAUGGCUAGCAGCGACAGCUGUAAAAAGAUUGAAAAAAAAGGAAGUUUGUGGUGUAAAUGUUGCUAAGUCAUGUGAAGACAUACUUAAUAUCAUACAUGGAAGGAUUUAUUUUGAAGGACAAAGAAGAGCUUAUUUAUCUUUAUUAGUAUCUUCACAGCUUAUGUAUGGCCUAGUUUUUAUUAACAACAGACAAUUUAACUUUCUGCUGGAAGAAAUUAAAGCUCUUGUUAGUAUGAUGGCAGAGUUCGGGAAAAAGAAAGUGUUGGACAUUGACCUACCUGACAAAUGUUUAAGCAAAUUCCGAGUUACAUUUAAGGAACCAGAUAUGGAAAAUGUUCCACCAGAGUUUGGUUGCCUUAAAGAGGUUUCUUUCAAUGGAGUAGAAUACCCAUCCUAUGAGUAUUUUACUAUUACUACACCACGAAGUACUGAUGAGUGGGUUGUAUCACCUGGAUAUCCUGAACAGUAUCGUGCUCCUGAUAUAGAAGAAUUGGAAAGGGCUCAUCUUGCAAGGCGUGAGGAUAUAACAAUGUUGGAGCCUUCCACUGAUGAAGCAGCAGCUACCCUCGAGCCACAAAGAGAGCUUGAAGACGUACCGGGAAUUCUUGAUCUGCCUGAAAUGGGAAUUUUUCAAGAACCGUCACCAAGUGAAGAGAAACCUGCAAUUGAAGGUGAAGCACCUGUAUCACAUUUGUUGAUGACACCAGAAAUUCCUGUAGAUAUGGCUGAGCCUACAGCACCUAGAAAACCAGCAGAAACUGACCAGUUUAUGGAUACAACAGUGCAGUUAACAUCUCCAGCUCCAAGGAGGAGAAGGGCUUUGUUUGAAGAAACAAAUGGAGAAUUUAUUUUAAAACCAGUUACUAUAAGCCCCAGAGCUCGAAGACGACGACAUUUAAUUGUAGAUCAACAGACCACCCUAUCUAGGGAAGAAAUGGAAGCUAACAUUGAAACAGCAAACAGACGUCUUACUAAUCCAUUUCAAUAUGCUUCACUUCAAGAACCUGUGGAAGCUAUGUUUAGAAGAUUUGGAUCUCGUACAGCAGCAAGAGGGAGAAAAAAUUUUUGGUGCCAACCCAAAACUCUGCAGGAACCUGAUGAUCCAGCACCUUUUGGAAAUUUAAUGGAAGAACUCGAAGUUCUAGAAGAAGAAGCUGAACCAAUUCUUGAAGAAAGUAUUGCCGUUGAAAUGAUAGGUGGAGAAUCUGAAAUGGAAAGGGAAAGAGCUGCUGAAAGCUACAGUAGGGAGGCUAUAGAACCUUCUGUGUCUGGAUUACCUUCUUUAUUAAAAGGUCCUGAGGGAAUAAGUGCUGCAUCAUACCUUGCAAAAGACAGUUCUUCUCUUCCUUCACUUGGAAAGGAAUUUCAAAAAUAUGAGCCUGUGCCUGCUGAAAGUGUUGAAUUUCCUACUGAUGAAAUGCUGGAGAAACUGCGAGAAUCUGUUCCACAAUGUAUUGUGUCACCUGAAAGAACUCCUCCACCUCCUUCACCUGAAGAACCAGCCUGGCCUUUCAUUGAGGAGACUCUUAACUUAGUCAAACAGACUUUUCAAGAAAGUCCUAUUUCAGAAUUGACAAAUUUUGCUGCUGUCUUGGAAAAAACUGAAAGGACCAGAAAAUGUGUUGCCAGAAUGUUUUCUCAUCUCCUUCACCUUCAUGCCAAUGAAAUAAUCCGUCUUGAACAGCCAGUACCAGGAAGAGACAUUUUUAUAUUUAAAGGAAGGAAUUACGAAAACUAUUAAACUUUAAAUAUCACUAAAGCAUCACGUCUUUUACAUUAUUUACAAG
Stegodyphus dumicola is the source of this 2114-nucleotide messenger RNA. RefSeq lists its product as uncharacterized. Gene Ontology annotation, biological process: meiotic sister chromatid cohesion; replication-born double-strand break repair via sister chromatid exchange. The record is from RefSeq and is a predicted model, not a curated record. NCBI's taxonomy places the organism in Eukaryota, Metazoa, Arthropoda, Arachnida, Araneae, Eresidae. Gene Ontology annotation, cellular component: meiotic cohesin complex. Gene Ontology annotation, molecular function: chromatin binding; protein binding.